Molecule: messenger RNA, 1361 nt
Organism: Paecilomyces variotii
Lineage: Eukaryota; Fungi; Ascomycota; Eurotiomycetes; Eurotiales; Thermoascaceae
Exons: 2
Coding region: 257-1123 (288 amino acids)
Source: RefSeq, a predicted model, not a curated record
CGAGAAGGAGUUUAAACAUGCCGUGGAAAAGAUUGAAUCUGCUGUCCAGAAUGCUCUAACCUCGGACAAAAAAUACGAAAAUGUCGGUGUGCUCUCGCUCCGGUGGGUGAACGACGACUUGAACCUCGGCCAGAUAGAGACAGAGCUCCUCGACACUUUCAAAACCACUUUUAACUAUGCGACCGAAUCAUACAUCAUACCAGCGACCAGUUACAACGCCGCGGCUACAGGCGUGAAGAGGAAGCUGGGAAGUUUCAUGGCUAAGUAUGACAAUGCCAGCAGUCUUGCCAUUGUUAUCUACCAAGGGCAUAGCCAUUAUGCUCAGCACGGAAUAGUACCUCAGCAGCUUGUCUUAUUUGGAUCAUCGAACCCUGCUGCUCCUGCUAUCCCGUGGUCGUUCAUCGAAGCCAACCUGUCUAUCGAGGGAGACACACUUGCUAUAUUGGAUUCUUGCUUUUCCAGCGCCGCAGCGAUGACUGGGCUGAACACGGAGUAUCUCGUGGCAUCUGCAUUUGAGUCUCCGGCCUCUGCAAUCAUCCAGAGAAGCUUUACUCGCAGGCUCAUAGAUCUCUUCAAGAGCCAGAUCAAUCCCGAGAUGACUGUAGCCCAGAUCCACGCGAAGCUUGUUAAUCAAGCUAAUCAACCAGGGAGCGGCUUAGAUUACACGUUUGUCCAUAUUGCAUGCGACAAUAAACAGUCGAUCACCCUACGCCCUUUGAGGCACAUGCCACGGGAACUUGCAGCCCUGAAGAAAGGGGAUGAAUUAGCUGACGGCAAAGUCCUCGUUUCCGUUCUACUGGAAGGAAAGACGUCUAUUCCCUCCGUUUCAGAGUGGGAAACAUGGCUGGCUCGUGCCAUUCCUGAAGAUGUGGCCGACAUCAAGAUUGAAGCUGUCUUCGAGACCGGUUCUGCUCUCUGCUUGAUGACAAUGCCCAUUGCUGUCUUCGAUAUGCUGAAGGGACACAACCAUGAGGGCGCGUAUGGGUUUGUCGCUUACGUGGAGUCGAACAACCUCAUGAAUACGCAUGGGUUUCGUUCCCAAGCAUCGGGCUUUCUCACAGCUCGCCAGGGUAAUGUCCAGAUGCCCAGACGCGAGCCAAAGCCGACCAGUUCAACUGAAUGAAUCACUGUAAGACCACCGCGAGAUCAACCACCCCCCAGAUGUCGGUUGGGACGGCUCGGACGCAGUGGAACAAGCAGUGACUUAUGUAUUUGAUAAUGGCGAUGCUGAAUUAGGAUGGAACGAAGGGCAAGUGGGAAUGAAUUGUAUUCCAUAACAUCAUAUUUCUUAGUUUAGCUUGAGACAACGUCGCUUGAAGGCCCUUAACCUCUGUUCCUUAGCUCAUCGGACUGGUAGAUGG